Messenger RNA from Drosophila eugracilis, 318 nucleotides. RefSeq lists its product as uncharacterized. The coding region runs from base 22 to 294 and encodes 90 amino acids. The transcript has a single exon. The record is from RefSeq and is a predicted model, not a curated record. Lineage: Eukaryota; Metazoa; Arthropoda; Insecta; Diptera; Drosophilidae.
AAGAAGCCAGCACAUAGAAAAAUGGAAGGUGCCCUGUCGUUUAUCGAAGUUGAUCCCGCCUGUUUGAUUCUCAUUGUGCUAGGGAUUUCUCUUCUGGAUUUUAUCGUCAACAAUUGUUUGAAGCCAACGAAAGAUGACUGCAAUCAGUUUAGUUGCACUGCUACCACCAAGAACCACAAUGAGUGCGAAAGUGAAACUCCUUUGGCCAGACAUUUUGGAUUGAGACCCCUGCAACUGCGACAACGUGUAAAAUUAUUAUCUAGCGUCAAACGACGGCUGGAUGAGCAGUUUUAAGAAAAUACAAAAAACAACAUUAUA